Molecule: messenger RNA, 1837 nt
Organism: Mixia osmundae IAM 14324
Lineage: Eukaryota; Fungi; Basidiomycota; Mixiomycetes; Mixiales; Mixiaceae
Exons: 8
Coding region: 446-1837 (463 amino acids)
Cellular component (GO): peroxisome
Molecular function (GO): L-serine:pyruvate transaminase activity; L-alanine:glyoxylate transaminase activity
Source: RefSeq, a predicted model, not a curated record
AUACGGGCUAUUCGCUCGGCUAAUGAAAAUGUGAGCGACCUAUGAUAGGCGAGGAAAGAGAAGCCGACGAACGUCGCAGGAAGCCUGUUGUACGUUUGAGUGCUCCGUGAAGUUGGUGGACUAGGUGUGCGUACCGUCUGGUCCGACAGCUGUCUUGCUCAGUCGAGCGACUUGCUCUUCUCCUUUGGCUGUCAAUGGGAUAUCAGAUGUCCCUGUAUGUCGACCAUUGAUUGACCACUCAGUCUCGCCUGGGCUGUCUAUCUCAGCGGGAGCAUUUGCUGUGCAGGGGACGGACCAUGUCGGAUGACGAUGACUCGAGGCUGGCGCAUAGCUGUAGAACCGGCAAACGUGAUGGCUCGGAUCGGGAAGAGUCAAUGAAGCUCGAAGCUCGAAGCUCAGCGAAGAUCGACGGAUCGCGAGAUAGAGACGGUCGAGAUCCAAGCGCAUGCAAGCACUCACGUCAAGACUAGCGGAGAAGAACACGAUCAGACUCACACCCCGACUCUUUGCAACCACCUCGCUUUCUCUCUUUACGAUUGGCCUCUCGGUACACUACAUCCGCACUGCUCUCACCUCAAGGUCUAGCUUGACCACCUUCAGUACGCCCCACGGUGCGCUUGCCCUCGCUCCUCCAGGCUUCAAGCAGGAGCCGCACAAUCUGCUGGUUAUUCCAGGCCCCAUCGAGGUCUCGGAUGAGGUGCUCUACGCAAAUGCACAUCCCUCUGUGGGCCACACGGCGCCCGCCUUCGCCGCCGUGUUUCAAGACUGUCUCAAGAUGAUCAAGCAAGUUCUCUACACGACCUCGGCUCAGCCCUUUCUCGUGGCAGGCAGCGGUACGCUCGGCUGGGACAUGGUGGCAUCAAACCUGGUCGAGCCUGGCGAGGACGUCCUGGUCCUCAACUCUGGCUAUUUUGGCGAUGCGUUUGCAGAUUGUCUCGAGGUUUAUGGCGCCAAAGUGGAUCAGGUCAAGGCCCCGAUAGGUGAUCGACCUGGACCGGCAGAAAUCGAAUCAGCAUUGUCACAGAAAAAGUACAAGCUUGUCACCUUCACGCAUGUUGACACCUCAACGGGCGUUCUGUCGGACGCCAAGGCGAUCUGCGCGGCAGUCAAGAAAGUCUCGCCCGACACACUGACAAUCCUGGACGGUGUCUGCGCUGUCGCAAGUGAAGAGAUUCGCAUGGACGAUUGGGGCGUAGACGUCGUCAUUUCGGCCAGUCAGAAAGGCUUGGGCGUACCCCCCGGUCUAUCGGUGACCGUUGCGAGUGAGCGAGCAAUGGCAGUCUUGGCUGCCCGCAAGACACCUGUCACGUCUUACUUCGCAAGCUGGCGACGCUGGCUACCCAUCAUGCAAGCUUACGGCAAAGGUCAAGCCGCUUACUUUGCUACACCGCCCACCAACCUUAUCUGGGCAUUCCAAGCCUCACUGAGAGCGAUCACCGAGCAGUCACCUUCGCUCGAGCAGCGCUUCGCGCUUCACAAGGAGAGCAGUCUACGACUGAAGCAAGCUGUCAACGAUCUCGGCCUCAAGCAAGUCCCGCUUCAUCCCGAUGCAUCUGCCAAUGGCAUGACGGCCAUCUACGUUCCUUCGCCCCUCAAACCGAGCGAUAUUGUUCCGAAGAUGCUCAAGAAAGGCAUCGUUGUUGCAGCAGGUCUGCACAAGGACAUCAAAGAAACGUACAUCCGUGUGGGCCAUCUCUCAAUCACGGCUAUCGAUGCCAAACGUGGUGAUAUCGAUAGAGUAAUCAAAGCACUUCAGGAAUCAUUCGCCGAAGCCGGCUGGGAUGGCAGCAAGACGAGCUCACGACCGUCCGUUGUAGAGCACCAGGGCCAGGCCUAA